Parus major (Great Tit) is the source of this 1455-nucleotide messenger RNA. RefSeq names its product Wnt family member 3 (gene WNT3). The record is from RefSeq and is a predicted model, not a curated record. NCBI's taxonomy places the organism in Eukaryota, Metazoa, Chordata, Aves, Passeriformes, Paridae. Gene Ontology annotation, biological process: neuron differentiation; canonical Wnt signaling pathway; cell fate commitment. Gene Ontology annotation, molecular function: cytokine activity; frizzled binding. Bases 101 to 1168 code for a protein of 355 amino acids. The transcript is spliced from 4 exons. Gene Ontology annotation, cellular component: extracellular region.
UUUUUUUUUUUUUCCUGGGAGGAGGGGGAUUCUUCAUUUUGGCACUUCAUGUUUUUCUGAAAACUUCGCGGCGAUUUUCCCCUUGCACCAGCCUGGACUAAUGGAUUACCACCUGCUUGGACUAAUUCUGUCUUUUCUCUUCAAUGGCACAAAGGUCUUAGCCGGUUACCCAAUUUGGUGGUCCCUCGCCCUGGGCCAGCAGUACAGCUCCCUGGGGUCCCAGCCCAUCCUCUGCGGCUCCAUCCCCGGCCUCGUCCCGAAGCAGCUCCGCUUCUGCCGCAACUACAUCGAGAUCAUGCCCAGCGUGGCCGAGGGGGUGAAGUUGGGCAUCCAGGAGUGCCAGCACCAGUUCCGGGGCCGCCGCUGGAACUGCACCACCAUCGAUGACAGCCUGGCCAUCUUCGGGCCCGUCCUGGACAAAGCCACACGAGAAUCCGCCUUCGUCCACGCCAUCGCCUCGGCCGGGGUGGCCUUCGCUGUCACCCGCUCCUGCGCCGAGGGCACCUCCACCAUCUGUGGCUGUGACUCCCACCACAAGGGACCCCCGGGGGAUGGCUGGAAAUGGGGGGGGUGCAGCGAGGACGCCGACUUUGGAGUGCUGGUGUCCCGGGAAUUCGCGGACGCGCGGGAGAACCGGCCGGACGCGCGCUCGGCCAUGAACAGGCACAACAACGAGGCCGGCCGGACGACCAUCCUGGAUCACAUGCACCUCAAGUGCAAGUGCCACGGGCUCUCGGGGAGCUGCGAGGUCAAGACCUGCUGGUGGGCCCAGCCGGAUUUCCGGGCCAUCGGGGACUACCUGAAGGAUAAAUACGACAGCGCCUCGGAGAUGGUGGUGGAAAAGCACCGCGAGUCCCGGGGCUGGGUAGAAACUCUCAGGGCCAAGUACGCGCUUUUCAAGCCGCCGACGGAGCGGGACCUGGUCUACUACGAGAACUCCCCCAAUUUCUGUGAGCCCAACCCGGAGACGGGCUCCUUUGGGACGAGGGACAGAACGUGCAACGUCACCUCCCACGGCAUCGACGGCUGCGACCUCCUGUGCUGCGGGAGGGGCCACAACACCCGGACUGAGAAACGCAAGGAGAAAUGUCACUGCAUCUUCCACUGGUGCUGCUACGUCAGCUGCCAGGAGUGCACGCGGGUCUACGACGUCCACACCUGCAAGUAAGCACAGCUGGGUCUCCACUGGUGGAGGUUGCUCCAGAGCAGGGCCCAGGGGUCCAUCAGACCCAUGGUCAGCCCCACACGUGGCCUCACACCGCAGAGGACGGCACAAAACUCCUGAUGGCCCCGGCCAGGGCACACACCCAGGGCACCCAGGGCACCCAGGGCGUGGAGAAGGCUCUGGGAACCUCACCCGCAUGAGGUGUGACUGCUGAGCCCUCAGCAGGACGGGCUGCCUGGGGAGGGCAGGGACAGGACAGGGAGAGCAGGGACAGGACAGGAGCAGGGACA